UCUUUUCUUAGUGAGAAGCAGUCACCUUGUGAUGUGUGCUCACUCCGCCUCUUCCCAGCUGAUGCUCGCGCCCUGUCAAUUUAUUUUCUCAGAUGAAGAGUUGAGGAAGGGGGAAAAGAAAGCAAGAGGGUCUGCGGGGGUAGCGCAGUUAAAACAUCCAUGGGUGGUUGUGUGGGCAGUCACCAUGAUUCUUCAGGCAGUCUAAACGAAAACUCUGACGGAACUGGAGUGGCUCUUGGGCGUAACCAGGCCUUGAAGAGAGAGAAGCCCAAAUGGAAGAGUGACUAUCCAAUGACGGAYGGCCAGCUGCGCAGUAAGCGGGAUGAGUUCUGGGACACUGCGCCUGCCUUCGAGGGCCGCAAGGAGAUCUGGGACGCACUCAGGGCCGCCGCCCAGGCCUUCGAGAGCAACGACCAUGAACUGGCCCAGGCCAUCAUCGACGGGGCCAGCAUAACAUUGCCACACGGCGCGCUGACUGAGUGCUAUGACGAGCUGGGGAACCGCUACCAGCUGCCGGUCUACUGCCUGUCGCCACCUGUCAACAUGAUCGAGGAGAAGAGUGACAUUGAGAGCCUUGAGGUCAGCGAGACCCCCCCCAGCGAGGGUCAGGAGUGCCAGCUACGCCUGCGUCUGUCCACGGGCCGGGACCUGCGCCUGGCGGUGAGGACCACGGACACGGUCCAGCACAUGAAGCGGCAGCUGCAGGCGGUGGAGGGCGUGUCGGCGGCCACCCAGCGCUGGUUCUUCUCGGGCCGGCCACUCACGGACAAGAUGAAGCUGGAGGAGUUGAAGAUCUCCAGGGACUACGUGGUGCAGGUGAUCRUCAGCCAGCCGCCCGCCCCCCUGCCCACCCAGGCACCGCCCACCCCCACGCCAGACACGCCCGCCACGCUACCCCAGGACCCCACACCCGUGGAAAACUAGUGCCUGGCACCCGGAGAGGGCAUGCAUGUAGGAGGAGAGAGGACCACAUUGGGAGGACCAGCUUGUGUCUAAGAGAGCGAGCGAGAGAGGGGUGGAAGUGUGUGUCUGUGUUGAGGGAGAUGUGUGUGUGUGUGUGUGUGUGCGUGCGUGUGUGAAGGAGCUAAGCAGGUAGAAGAUUAAACACGUGUCUGCAAAGGGGCUGAAACAGGACUAGAGAACCAAGUCGAGCUGAGUGGUCAUUGAAAGGGUUUAUAUACAGUUGAGUGUUUGUUAAGCUGUGUUACCUCCCUCUCUCUUCUCCCUCCUCGACGGGACGGCGAGGUUAUUCUGCAAGGCAUGCUAGGAUAGCAGCAGGGGUGUGUCUGUGUCUCAGCCGGAACAGGAAGACUCCGCCUCCUCGACUGAAGACAACCAACCAGGAGGAGGAAGAGACUCAACCACAAGACAGGACCACCUGCCAACCUGACUUUUAACAAAUCAACCUUUUACAAAAACUAUUUUUAAAAACUUGUCUUGCUUUUAGUGGAAACUGAACAACCAAAAAAAUUAAGAUCUGGGGAAACUAUAAGGAACAGGGAAGAAUAUACAGUAACAACUUUUUCAUUUUGCAUUGUUUUUACUCUUGUUUUGAUUUCACUGCUGUUGCAUUUUAGUCCUUGUCUUUGUCAAGGGUGAUUCUGUAUUGAUUUGGAGGACUGGGUCAAUGUUCCAGAACCUCUUACCUGCCUGCCUGCUCUCCAUCUCCUCUGUAGCUUCUAGUCAGUCAGCUGUCUGUCCUUCUAUUGCUCUCUUUGUUAUGCAUCCUACCUGUAACAGUCUUGACCUGUAGCUUCCUUCUGCAGACAUUACAUGUAGCUCUGCCAGUCAACUCUUAAGUAGAUGAAUCACAUGCUCCGGACUAUACCUUUUUUAACUCCCGUCUUGGUUUGUGAAGUUAGUAGGCCGUCACUGCGUCAGAUUAGUUCCCUUCUCAUUCUCCAGUAAACAUCCCAAUCGUGUAAACUUGACACUCUCGCUCUACAGUUGUCUGUAUGCACCUGGUAUUUGCUUGAGAUGGAAAUACAGUAGGUUUCCAGUUAUUACAGGUGCAGAACUUUAAAAAAGGAAAACAUACAAACUGAAUGUGCUGGGAUGAGGUGUCAUCGCAAAGUGUUACUAGCACUGUGUUUAGAAAUUCUGCUUCACUAUACUUUAAGAUACGUAUCAGCGCAGUGUGUAUUCAAUUUGUGUGUGUGUGUGUGUGUGUGUGUGUGUGUGAUAGAGAGAACGAGCGAGAGAGUAAAUGCAUGUUUGAGAGGUUGUCAAGAGAAAGUGUUGGAUGUACAGCUAUGUUCAUGUGUACAAUAUCUUCUGGUGACAAGAGCCAGACCUCAGAACAUACCAAGAAGAGGUUACGACCUUAGCAGGUCUCUAGGGGUUGUACUGUGGAGCGUGGACAUAAGUCACACCAGAGGUCUUGUCCUGUACUCCUGUAGCUGUUAAGACUUGAGUAACAUUUUUCUGCUUCUCUCCUCGUGUGUGUGUGUGUGUGUGUGUGUAAAGGCACAUCAAGACUUAUUCAUGAAAAAUGUAUUUCAGAAACCUAGUUGCAUAUUUCGAAAUAGAAUGUUUUUAAUUAAAUUGACCAACAUUUGUACUCCACAA
Salvelinus sp. IW2-2015 is the source of this 2568-nucleotide messenger RNA. It is a transcript of the gene ubtd2, whose product is annotated as ubiquitin domain containing 2. The record is from RefSeq and is a predicted model, not a curated record. Gene Ontology annotation, molecular function: protein binding. Lineage: Eukaryota; Metazoa; Chordata; Actinopteri; Salmoniformes; Salmonidae.